UGCGAUGGGAGAGGAACGUCGGAUUUGGUGUCUGUCCCCCAUUUCCAAUUAUAGAUGGAUCAUUACAGACAGAGCAGUACUGAGAAUCCAGACAUCUGCUCUUCACAUGAAUGCACUCACCUCCUAGAGAACAGGCUGCCAUCAUGCUCUGGAAACUGGUUGAAAAUGUCAAGUACGAAGAUAUCUAUGAGAUGUUAGUCCACACCUAUUCAGCCAUGGACCGGCACGAUGGCGUCCCCAGCCACAGCUCUAGGCUGUCCCAGCUGGGCUCCGUGUCGCAGGGACCCUACUCCAGCGCUCCUCCGCUGUCUCACACCCCAUCCUCGGAUUUCCAGCCGCCCUAUUUCCCGCCCCCCUACCAGCCUCUCCCCUACCACCAGAGCCAGGACCCGUACUCGCAUGUCAAUGACCCGUACUCCCUGAACCCUCUGCACCAGCCCCAGCAGCAUCCUUGGGGCCAGAGGCAGAGGCAAGACGUGGGGUCGGAGACCAGCUCGCUCCUGCCCCAGCCGAGGGCCGCCCUGCCUCAACUGUCGGGACUUGACCCCCGGCGGGAUUACCACUCGGUCCGGAGGCCAGAUGUCCUGCUCCACUCGGCCCACCACGGGCUGGACUCCGGCAUGGGCGACAGUCUGGCCCUGCAUGGCAUUGGCCACCCGGGGAUGGAAGACGUCCAGUCAGUUGAAGAUGGCAAUAACGGCGGCAUGAAUCUAUUGGACCAGUCUGUCAUUAAAAAAGUUCCGGUUCCUCCCAAGUCUGUGACUUCUCUGAUGAUGAAUAAGGACGGCUUCCUGGGAGGGAUGUCCGUGAACACGGGCGAGGUGUUCUGCUCGGUCCCCGGCCGCUUGUCCUUGCUCAGCUCCACUUCCAAGUACAAAGUGACCGUAGGGGAGGUGCAAAGGCGACUGUCCCCUCCUGAAUGCCUGAAUGCUUCCCUCCUCGGGGGAGUCCUCAGAAGAGCCAAAUCGAAAAACGGGGGGCGAUCUUUGCGAGAGAGGCUCGAGAAAAUCGGUCUGAAUUUACCCGCCGGCAGACGCAAAGCCGCAAAUGUCACUUUACUCACCAGCCUGGUGGAAGGAGAAGCCGUCCAUUUAGCUCGGGAUUUCGGGUACAUUUGUGAAACGGAAUUUCCAGCCAAAGCAGUCUCGGAGUAUCUCAAUCGGCAGCACACCGAUCCCAGCGACCUACACUCCAGGAAGAACAUGCUUCUGGCCACCAAGCAACUUUGUAAGGAAUUCACAGAUCUGUUGGCCCAGGACAGGACCCCCAUCGGGAACAGCAGGCCUAGCCCCAUUUUGGAACCGGGCAUUCAGAGUUGCUUGACUCACUUCAGCCUCAUCACCCACGGCUUUGGGGCUCCAGCCAUCUGCGCUGCCCUCACGGCUCUGCAGAACUACCUGACAGAGGCUCUCAAAGGCAUGGACAAGGUGUUCUUGAACAACAACACCACUAACAGGCAUACGUCUGGGGAAGGACCAGGUAGUAAAACUGGAGACAAGGAGGAAAAACACAGAAAAUGAAACUAAAAAACAAAACAAAACAAAUUUUAAAUAAAAAAGAAAAAAAGAGAAAAAACAUUUUAAUUUUAGCUUUAAAAUAUUGGAUUGGCUUUGGAAGAAUUAUAUUAGGUAGAAUACACACAAACAAAAGUUAACCAAAAAAAAGAGAAAGAAAGAAAACUAAAAAAAAAUUAUCAAAUCAGAGGCCCACGACGGAGCGGCACCACCGGCGCCCAGUGUUAAUUUCAAGAUACACUUGGAGACUACCGCCCGGAUUUUCCACUUCGGUUCUUUCGAUCUUAAUAGUAAUGAGAAUGAAAGAAAGAUCAUUAUUUUUUUUUCUUUGGAAAAUAAACUUAAGACAAAACGUAAGAAAACAAUAACUUAUUGGAAGAAAAUCGUAGAAACAUUGGUUUCGGUGCUUUGAGAUCCGGUUGGCUGAGAUGCCCGACCUAUAUUUUUUAGAAAAUCUGUCUCUCUCUGUCUCUCUCCCUGUCUCUCUAUGUCUCUCUCUAUCUCUCUGUCUCUGUGUGUGUCUGUGUGUCUCUCUCUCUCGUUCUUUUUCUACUAGGAAAAUCUUCGGGAAUGAAACUAUUGUAUCUGGGACUUCCCCCAUACUGUUUGAACUCUCUCACACCCAAUGCCCUUCUUGCUUAAAUUGUUGGCGCCCCGAUUACUGCUCGAAUGGUUAGGGUUGGGGGUUGAGGAGGGUGGGGG
Molecule: messenger RNA, 2216 nt
Organism: Ornithorhynchus anatinus (platypus)
Lineage: Eukaryota; Metazoa; Chordata; Mammalia; Monotremata; Ornithorhynchidae
Gene: TFAP2B
Product: transcription factor AP-2 beta
Exons: 8
Coding region: 111-1520 (469 amino acids)
Biological process (GO): anatomical structure development; regulation of transcription by RNA polymerase II; regulation of cell population proliferation
Cellular component (GO): nucleus
Molecular function (GO): RNA polymerase II transcription regulatory region sequence-specific DNA binding; DNA-binding transcription factor activity, RNA polymerase II-specific
Source: RefSeq, a predicted model, not a curated record